AUGCGGGAGUCAGAGGGGGAGGCGGAGGGGGCGAGUAGUGAGUGGGGCAGCGACAGCGGGCGCGCGGCCGAGGUGCUGCGGCUCGUGCUGUGCUGGCUGGACGGGCGCAGCCUGAGCCGCGCCGGCGCCGUGUGCCGCGCGUGGCGCCGCGCCGCCGCCGCGCCCGCCGCCUGGCGCCGCCUGCUGGGCGCCAGCCGCGCCGCGCCCCACGCCGCGCUGCGGGCGCUGCAGGUGCGGCUGGCGCGCGCCCACGCCGAUGGAGAGGAUUCUGACCUAAGCGACGAUGAUGAUGACAUCGAUGCGGAGUGGUCGUGGCGCGACGAGUACGUGCGCGCCGUCGCCGGCUGGCGGCUCGUGCGCGUCAUGCGUCCGUGCGACGGGGAGCCCGCGCCCGCUGCUGGCGGCACGAGCGGGGGCGGGGCCGCAGCCGGGGACCGGGGGCCGGCCGGGGCCACGGCGGGGGAGCCCCACCACACGGCGGCGCCGCCGGAGGCGCCGACGCUGCUGCACGCGGCACUCACCGACGCCGGAGACGCGCUUGUCACCUGCGCCGACGACGCCACCGUUACGGUGUGGGUGCGCGCGAACGAGGCGGCGACCAUGUGGCGGCCCACGUGGCGCGCCGGGCUGCGGCGCCGCGGCUGGCGGGCCGUGGCGCGGGGGCAGUGGGCGCCGGGGGCCGGGGGCGGCGGGGGGGACGGGGCGGGAGGACGCCUGCUGCUGGCCGGCCCGCUGCUGCUUAGCGACCGCUGGGAGCUGUGCGUGCUGCAGCUGGAGGCCGGCUACGGCUCCGCGACCGUGCUGGCGCGGGCCGGCUGCAGCGCGGGCGCCGCGGGCUGCUGGGCCGGCCGCGGCGCCUUCCUGUCGCUCGAGCUGCGGCUGUUGGCGCCUCGCCGCGCCGUCACCACCGUCUGGCUCAACGCCGCCACGCAGGAAGCGCAGUCGGAGUUCGCCGGCGUCGCGACGCCCGUUCUGCGCGUGUACAACGAGGCCCAGACGCACCUGUCGCACGUGAUCGUGGUGGAGGUGCCGGAGGACGGGCGCGCGAGCGCCGAGGGCGACGCGGAGGCGCAGUACCUGCGGGCGUGGCGCGGGCGCGCGGCGGGCGGCGGCGCGGGGCGCGUGCUGGUGGCGGGCUGCGGGCUGGAGGGCGGCGGCGCGGGGCUGGCGGGCUGGCGGCUGGCGGCGCGCCACGUGCCGCCGCUGUGCGCCGCGGCGGCGGGCGGGCUGGCGGAGCGCGUGGCGCGGCGCCGCCACGCGGCCGCGCGGCCGCCGCGCGCCUCGCCGCCGCCCGCCGAGGCCGAGCUGCGCGCGCUGUGCGAGGCGCCCGCCGCGCGCUGCGAGCUGGCGGCGCGCGUGGUGGGGCUGGCGCCGCACGCGCGCGGCCGCUGCGUGUGGGCGCUGGACGCGGCGGGGCGCGCCACGUGCGCCGCGCUGCCCGGCCUGCGCGCGCUGCGCGUGCUGCAGCCGCGCGCGCCGCCGCCCGCCGCGCACGCGCACUACGUGCAGCCCGCCGUCUCGCAGGACUUCUUAGUGAGCCCCGUGGGCGGGUACUCGGGCCGGCUGUCCGUGUGGUCCGCCCGCAGCGGCGCGAGGUGCGAGCCCCCCGCCCCCGCGCCUGCGCCCGCCGCCGCCGUGCUGCUGCCGCGGCCGCGCACGCUGCUGCUGCUGGCCGGGAACCUCGUGCAGGCCGUCCCAGUCUAG
Molecule: messenger RNA, 1704 nt
Organism: Pectinophora gossypiella (pink bollworm)
Lineage: Eukaryota; Metazoa; Arthropoda; Insecta; Lepidoptera; Gelechiidae
Gene: Fbw5
Exons: 7
Coding region: 1-1704 (567 amino acids)
Molecular function (GO): protein binding
Source: RefSeq, a predicted model, not a curated record